AUGAAAUUGAUUGGUAAACUUUGUUUUAAUCAACAUGCUGAUUUAAUCAGACAACUUACUGAUACAAUCAAUCAACAUGUUGAUUUAAUCAGACAACAUGCUGAUGCAAAAAAACAAAUGGGUGAGGAAAUCAAUGCACUCAACUCAAAGAUAAGAGAGGUAAAAUCUUUUAUAUAUCUUAGAUUGAUUUGGGAGGAAGAAAAAGAUGAUAGAUAUCAAUAUAAUAGAUUUUUAGAGUUAUCUCUUGUUAGUAAAGGUUUUUUAAAAGUUAUUCAAAGUUUGAUCAUUAUGAGUGAAGCAAAUAACAAUCUUGUUGAAGAAGGUAUAAUUUUUUAA
Messenger RNA from Heterostelium album PN500, 336 nucleotides. RefSeq lists its product as uncharacterized. The transcript is spliced from 3 exons. The record is from RefSeq and is a predicted model, not a curated record. The coding region runs from base 1 to 336 and encodes 111 amino acids. NCBI's taxonomy places the organism in Eukaryota, Evosea, Eumycetozoa, Acytosteliales, Acytosteliaceae.